CCACCCCUUCCACUAUACAAGAGAUUUCCCACGGCUGACGGAUUGGAGAAAACUCAAUAACCCUCUCCUGGGGAACUUUCUAACAAUUAGAUUUUUUUCAUCUGAAGGCCCCAGAAGAGCCCAUCCUCCACAUUUUUUUUUUCAUUUGCUCUCCCCUUGCCCCAUAACGGGACCCACAGCUAAAAGGCAGAAAGUAGACACCCUGUGUGAAGUCUGAAGCUGAGGUAGGGGUGCAAGGAGACAAGAAACCAUUUUGGUGGGGCCUGGGGUUUACCAGGUAGACUUCAGAAUCAGUGACUCAGUUCUCAGUCCUGGGGUCAUCUGGUGGCUACUUGGAAGUCCAUCGGAAGAAGCCAGUGAGAAAGCAAACUCCCCUCCCCCACCCCACACCUCCCAUUUGGAUUUGCUGUGGACCUCCCCAAAGCAUCCUAUCUUCCUCAGCACAGACUCCAGCUGCCCCUCCCGGGCUCUCUGCUUCGACUGGGCACAUGCUGAUGCCCCUGAGUGGGCUGCUCUGGUGGUGCUGCUGUUGUGCCUGGUGCUGUUGUGGACUGCGAGCCCCAGCUCCCCAGAUGUUCCGCCACCAAGGUCUCCUCAAGUGCCGCUGCCGCAUGCUCUUCAAUGACCUGAAGGUUUUCCUACUGCGGCGCCCCCCUCCUCCAGCGCCCCUGCCCAUGCACGGGGACCCCCAGCCCCCCGGGUUGGCGGCCAACAACAACACCCUUCCGGCUCUGGGCGCCGGGGGGUGGGCAAGCUGGAGGGGUCCUCGAGAAGGAACAGGCAGAGAGACCCCUCCUCUGCCCCCUCCAUCACUUUUGCCACCUUCUUCUGUGGAAGAUGACUGGGGUGGCCCAGCCACAGAGCCACCUGCCUUGCUGCUCAGCAGUGCCUCCUCAGAUGACUUCUGUAAGGGGAAGGCUGAGGAUCGCUACUCACUGGGCAGCAGCCUGGACAGUGGCAUGAGGACCCCGCUCUGUCGCAUCUGCUUCCAGGGGCCAGAACAGGGGGAGCUGCUGAGCCCAUGCCGGUGCGACGGCUCAGUCAAGUGCACGCACCAGCCCUGCCUCAUCAAGUGGAUCAGCGAGAGGGGCUGCUGGAGCUGCGAACUCUGCUACUACAAGUACCACGUCAUCGCCAUAAGCACAAAGAAUCCUCUGCAGUGGCAGGCCAUCUCUCUGACAGUCAUUGAGAAAGUACAAAUUGCUGCUGCCAUUUUGGGUUCCCUCUUCCUCAUCGCCAGUAUCUCGUGGCUCAUCUGGUCAACCUUCAGUCCCUCUGCAAAGUGGCAGCGCCAAGACCUCCUGUUCCAGAUCUGCUACGGGAUGUAUGGAUUCAUGGACGUGGUGUGCAUAGGGCUCAUCAUCCACGAGGGCCCCUCCGUGUACCGCAUCUUUAAACGGUGGCAGGCUGUCAACCAGCAGUGGAAAGUGUUGAACUAUGACAAGACAAAAGACUUGGAGGAACAGAAGGCGGGAGGCAGGACCAACCCCCGGACCUCCUCUUCCACCCAGGCCAAUGGCCCCUCCUCUGAAGAGGAGGCCACGGGCACCCCUGCCCCCGAGGACGGUCCUGCCCGGGCUGCCAGCCACCCUGCAGGCCCUCUGCCCGAUCACCACUGUGCUUACACCAUCCUGCACAUCUUGAGCCACCUCAGACCUCACGAGCAGCGGAAUCCGCAGGGCGGCAGCCGGGAGCUCGUCAUGAGGGUCACCACCGUGUGAGAGACCUCCUCCCAGGAAGGCCAUGAC
Molecule: messenger RNA, 1748 nt
Organism: Sorex fumeus (smoky shrew)
Lineage: Eukaryota; Metazoa; Chordata; Mammalia; Eulipotyphla; Soricidae
Gene: MARCHF4
Product: membrane associated ring-CH-type finger 4
Exons: 4
Coding region: 489-1721 (410 amino acids)
Biological process (GO): protein ubiquitination
Molecular function (GO): ubiquitin-protein transferase activity; zinc ion binding
Source: RefSeq, a predicted model, not a curated record